AUGAUGAAAUUAGGCACCAGAAUUGUCAGGGCGCUGAUUGGAAAUGGGGAGACCAGGUCAGAUGGUCCUCCACCAGGAGAAGGUCGUGUGAUCGGUGAGUUGGGUGAUGAUGGUUGGGUUCGAGUACAAUGGGAUACUGGAAGUACAAAUAGUUACAGGAUGGGACGAGAAGAUAAAUAUGAUUUAAAACUUGCAGAUAAUAAUGCUAAUUUAGGAAAUGGUGCUGGUUUUAAUAACGAUAUGUUGUCACCUGAGGAAGAGGAUGAUGUAAUGCUUAAAGAUUCCCAAUUUCAACUGCAGCAGCCUGGUGUCCUUCUUCGAGCUUGUUGCAGCAACUUACUGCGUCUAUUCACAGUCUGCUGUGGUCUGCGUUCUGCUGGUGCAACUAGCGAAGGAGUUGUGCAGGCUGCAAGAAGUGUCACUUCUAUGCAUCGACAAGCCUUAAAAGUUUCCAAUUGUCUUACGAGUUCCAACACAAUAGGAAGUAAUGCUUUGACAACGUCUGUUGCCAACAACUGCAUCACCUCGAUCUUCUGCUGCAGCGAUAUGUGGAACCAAAAUCAGCAAAAGCAUCGAAACAAUAGUGCAAAUGCAGUUUUGCUUUAUUCUGGUUCUUUGCGGGCAAUGUGCAGUGAUGAUGAGUUGUGCAGAUUGAUGACACACGAUUCAUGGUUGAAUAUUUGUGAGAGGGUUUUAUCGGCUGAUGAUGAUGGUAUUGUUACCACAGAAGCACUUUUGAUUAAAAAGAUUCAGUGUCUGCGUUUGUGGAGGGACUGUCUUGGCAGCUGGUCACCGGCCCACGAUUUGUCAAGGAUGUCGAAGUUUCUUUUAAGGCUGUUUGAAAUAUUAGGAAGCUGCUUCUUGCUAUGCAAAGGAGAUUCCACGCUUCGAGCUUUGGUUUCAACAGGUGCCAGAAAUUUACCAACGCCACCAGAAACCAAACCUGCACCAACAUCCACAACGUCUGCUCCGUCUGCUGCAGCAGCAUCUGCCUCUGGUCCGCAGCCAAGUUGUUCGAGUGCACAGCAGUCUGCAGGUUCAAUUGGAGGCGGAAAAGCUCGUGUUCCUGUGACUCCGAGUGCUACAAGUAGCGCCUGCGCCGAAGCAGUAUCCUUAUUGAGGGCUCUUCAUUCUCUUAGAGGUUGGAGGACGACUAUGGACGCUCUGCUGCUGCAGGGACUUGUUAGUGCGGCGCAAACUAUAAAGGAGUCAUUUAGAUAUGAGAGAGGUUACCUUGAAGAUGGUUGCUCAAAUUAUUACCUUGAAGACAGAGAAGAACCUGCUGCAACACAAGAAAGAGAAGUGAGUCCUGCAUUUAUAGCAGCAACUUUGUGUAUUAUCGGUGGUGUUGAUAAUAGAGUACGAGUGGGUAUGCAAGUAUCAUCUGAUGGAAUUUUUGGAACAGUGAGAAGAAUGACUGAACGGUCAGGAAGUCUAGUCGUACAGUGUCAUGCCACUGGUGAACUUAAGAAGGUACCACUGCAAUCAGCAAGACCUGCCCUGGAGCAAAUAUUUCUUCAUCGUUUACCUGCUGACGAAAUAGCAUUAUCGGCUUGGACAAAAUUGCUGUUGCAACAACAAAAGUCUAAUUGGAGCAGACAUGGACAAGCUUACACACCAAGAGUCGGUACAAUAGAUGCCCACAAACUCCGUUCCCAGCAGCUACGUCUCUGUUCAAUAAACGCCUGCUGCUCCCUGCUGCAGCAUCAGCAGCUACUGCGAAGAGUUCUUCUACGUCAUGCAUCUGCUUCAGUUCAAGACACAGCUGCUGCUCCGAAUGAUACCGAAGACAUAUUUAUUGCCGAAGCAGGAGAGGAUAGAGUGAGUACAGCAGGUUUCGAUAUGGAAUUUAGUGCAGAACGAGAGGAGAGGUGCGACAGGUGUGAGUCUGCUGCUGCGGAGGCGGAACUGGACGAUGGGAGUGUGUCGGGUAGCGGAAGUGAAGACGGUAACAGUGAUGAUGAAUCUCAGCAAUCCCGCUCGCAGAACACGGAGCAGGAAUCAGUAGGCACACCACGCAGCGGUGGCGGUGGUUACAGUACCAAAAAACGCAGAAAGAAAGAAGAAGGUCGUCAAAUUUGCAAACAUACUCUGCUGCAAAGAAUGCUGGCUACUGCUGUUGCUUCCUCGCCCUUGAAAAACGAUUUUUCUUUGGAGCAGAUGAAACAGGCCGCUUUGGCAGUCUCGCAAAGACUUGCUUCAGAAUUGGCAACUCGGGGAGAGAAUAUUCCACCUGGACUUGACUGUUCUCAAUCUGGUACUGGAUCGAUGAGUACGAAUCAACGAUCACCAUUUACAGCUAAGAGAAAUCAGCAAGCAGUAAGCGCCGCCUCCGUCGCAGCAGCGUCGCUCAAUGGACGGCGCAGAAAUUCUCAACAGCAACAACGUAGGAGCAGCAGGGGCAGCAGAACGUCGCAGCAACACCAGGAACCAGCUGCAGCAGCAGCAGCAGCCAGCAAAGAGGAAAAAGAUAGGGAUGGCACGGAAAGGGAAAGAAACUUUGAAUUGGUGCAGAGGCUGAUCGAGAUGGGAUUCGAGAGGGAAAGGAUCGAUAUUGCUAUGAGUGCUUUGGAGAAAGAAUCCAAAUUAACAAUUGAUGACGUGCUGCAGUACAUUUUGGAUAAAAUUCCAGCCAACGAAGAUAGGGUUGUAGCUAUUGAGGAUCGGAGUCUUGCAAUCGAAAAUAGAGGUCCAGCCGUUCAAGAUAAUUUAUUUCAGUUUCUCGAUAGAUUUACAUCAAAUGAUAGUCAUCAAGGUGCAGGAAAGCCAGCAGAAGACAAUGAUCACGACGACGGUCAUGAUGAUAGCGAUCAGGAAGACACCAGUGUCAGUUCUGUGCAGAAUGGGGGUAAAACUGAAACCGGCGAAAGGGCUGUUUAUGCUUGGGGAGAUGGAGUUACGGAAAACUGGGUAAGAAAAUAA
Messenger RNA from Ctenocephalides felis (cat flea), 2922 nucleotides. Its product is annotated as E3 ubiquitin-protein ligase HERC2-like. Gene Ontology annotation, molecular function: metal ion binding; ubiquitin-protein transferase activity. Gene Ontology annotation, biological process: protein ubiquitination. The record is from RefSeq and is a predicted model, not a curated record. Bases 1 to 2922 code for a protein of 973 amino acids. NCBI's taxonomy places the organism in Eukaryota, Metazoa, Arthropoda, Insecta, Siphonaptera, Pulicidae. The transcript is spliced from 14 exons.